AUGCGGCUGGAUUUUUUGCUACAUUCUAAAGACCAAAAGUACGCCCCUUGGUAUUGUGAUGGCAUUUCCCUCCCUCAAAGAUCUGCAUGCAAGGAUUGCCAGGAGCAUUUUUACGAUCCUGCAGGCGGGACAGUGAAUCUAUCUAAAAUGGCAACGAUGCAUCCCAACCAACGAUUGACACGGCCACUCAGCUCCUCAUGA
Knipowitschia caucasica is the source of this 201-nucleotide messenger RNA. The record is from the annotation of a GenBank genome assembly. Lineage: Eukaryota; Metazoa; Chordata; Actinopteri; Gobiiformes; Gobiidae.